AGAAAGGUAGAAGACGGACGAACAGCAGUCGCUUUAUUCAACAUUAUCUAUUAAGCUCAUAAUAAUCAUCCUUUUUGAAAAUGGUGAACUGUGGAACCCUGCUGAAGAGUGCGCUGGUCGCCAUCGUGAUUGUGGCUCUGGCUGAUACUGGAUCAGCUGCUGAGAAGCUUGCAUCCUGCUGUGAGUCAGUCACCAGACAGGUGAUAACCGAACCGAUCUUGGGAUACUUGGUCCAGAGACGUAACCCUCCAUGUGUCCAAGCAGUCAUCUUUCAGACAGAAAAAGGUCUAUUCUGCAGCCAGCUGACCGCUCCCUGGGUUCGCAGCAAGAUUGUGGCAUUUGAGAAAGCAAAAGCUAAAGCUACUCGUUCAUCUGUGGUCUCCACGACUCCUGUCUCCCUGCUCUCCAUCAUCACAUCCACUGCCUCUCCUUCUUCACCAUCCUCCUCCUCCACCUCCACCUCCACUUCCUUCUCCUCCUCCUCCUCCUCCUCCUCCUCCCCCUCCUCCUCCUUCACGUCCCAGAGGCCUGUUGAUGAAACCUUUUCAGCCAAGUAUGAAGAUUAGGCUGCCUUCCUCUCCACCUCCAGUCAAUGAAAACAACGACCAAAUUUUGUCAAAAAGGUUCACGAUUAUGGUCUCAACAUUGAUAUAAACAAAUGUUUGAAGUUACACAAAUUAUCACUUUAAGUUCAUAUAUAUAGUUUCUUUUAAUGCCUUUGGAGUAGAAGUAUUUAUUAAUUUAAUUUAAUUGACCAGUGACGUUACAAGUAUUCAUUUAUUUAUUACCAAAUGUAUUUAUCAUUGUUUACAAGUUACUGUAUACAACUUAAUGGAGUUGUGUCAUAAAUUAUCUCUGCUAAAUGUUUUUGUUAUUACUACAUAACAUUUUAGUGUUAAGAAAUUAUCGUCAAAAUGUUUUGAACUAUUUAUUUAUUUGAAACUUUAUGUGAACUUGUGCAACCAUGACAACAUUGUUCAUAAAUAAAAUGUUCAUUGUAUGAACUUACAUCCAGUGUUAAUCUGCAUAUUAUUUGAUCUCUGUCUGA
Molecule: messenger RNA, 1048 nt
Organism: Scomber scombrus (Atlantic mackerel)
Lineage: Eukaryota; Metazoa; Chordata; Actinopteri; Scombriformes; Scombridae
Exons: 4
Coding region: 81-566 (161 amino acids)
Biological process (GO): immune response
Cellular component (GO): extracellular region
Molecular function (GO): chemokine activity
Source: RefSeq, a predicted model, not a curated record